Sesamum indicum (sesame) is the source of this 1507-nucleotide messenger RNA. Its product is annotated as phosphoglycolate phosphatase 1A, chloroplastic. The record is from RefSeq and is a predicted model, not a curated record. Gene Ontology annotation, molecular function: phosphatase activity. NCBI's taxonomy places the organism in Eukaryota, Viridiplantae, Streptophyta, Magnoliopsida, Lamiales, Pedaliaceae. Gene Ontology annotation, cellular component: cytoplasm.
AACACCCCAACACCCCCAACCAAGAAGAAAGAAUACCACAACACCCCCUUAGAAAAUGCUGACUACCAAACUGUCAGCAGCUGUUGCAGUCUCCUCAUCUUCUUCCACUCUCUUCUUGAAUCCUCAGAACAGAUUCAACUUCUCCAAGAGAAUCCCUUCUGUUGCCAACCCAUCACUGUGCAAUUCUCUUCGUCCCAUUGUUGAAUGGAGUCUCAGUAAGAGGAAAAUGGAUGCUUCUGCUUCUUUGAGAGCUGUGAGCCCCCGCGCAUCCGCUGAGCAGCUCAAGGACCCUGACCAGCUCAUUGACUCUGUCGAGACCUUCAUUUUUGAUUGUGAUGGAGUCAUAUGGAAGGGAGACAAACUGAUAGAUGGAGUUCCAGAAACUCUUGACAUGCUUCGAUCAAAGGGAAAAAGGUUGGUUUUUGUGACCAACAACUCAACAAAAUCUAGGAAACAGUAUGGAAAAAAAUUUGAAACGCUUGGUCUUAGUGUCAGUGAGGAGGAAAUCUUUGCAUCAUCCUUUGCUGCUGCUGCUUACUUAAAGUCGAUUGAUUUCCCUAAAGACAAAAAGGUUUAUGUUGUUGGUGAGGACGGCAUCUUGAAGGAGCUGGAGUUAGCAGGGAUUCAGUACCUUGGUGGGCCGGAAGAUGGUGAGAAAAAGAUUGAACUCAAACCAGGUUUUAUGAUGGAACAUGAUGAAAAUGUUGGAGCUGUGGUAGUUGGAUUUGAUCGUUACUUCAACUAUUACAAAAUUCAGUAUGCAACUUUGUGCAUUCGCGAAAACCCCGGCUGUCUUUUCAUUGCUACAAACCGCGAUGCUGUUACUCAUCUCACAGAUGCUCAAGAAUGGGCAGGUGGUGGUUCAAUGGUAGGUGCAGUACGCGGAUCCACUCAACGUGAGCCACUUGUCGUUGGAAAGCCCUCAACUUUCAUGAUGGACUAUUUAGCAAACAAAUUCGGCAUCUCAAAGUCCCAGAUAUGCAUGGUUGGAGACAGACUAGACACUGACAUUCUUUUUGGACAAAAUGGUGGCUGCAAAACACUUCUCGUCCUCUCAGGAGUAACAUCUCUGUCGAUGCUUCAAAAUCCCGACAACACCAUACAACCAGAUUUCUACACCAACAAGAUAUCGGAUUUCCUGUCUCUCAAGACAGCAGCUGUAUGAGAAAGACAACAUCAUUCUUAGGCAGUGCUUCAGUCACUUGUUCGAUAUAUUACCAUUUUUAAGUGCAUUCACACUUUCUCGUCCUAGAGAGAGUACAAGAGCUGGAGAUUUGAAAAUGCCAGAAGCUUUCCAUUCGCAUGUAAAUUUCAGGACCAUGAUGUCCCUGCAAAAGAACACAUAAAAGAUGCUGUUCAGAAACCUUUGCUUUUCUGCUGAUUCCUAAUCUUAACAUGUCUUGAUCACUUGAAGAUGAUGGUGGUUUUAGUGUGUAGUAACUGCAGAUCCUCCCACGCUUGGCAUCAAAUGAGUGUAGUAUACAUGUCAAAACUUCUUCUCCCUCAA